Physella acuta is the source of this 1119-nucleotide messenger RNA. Its product is annotated as beta-1,3-galactosyltransferase 1-like. NCBI's taxonomy places the organism in Eukaryota, Metazoa, Mollusca, Gastropoda, Physidae. Gene Ontology annotation, molecular function: hexosyltransferase activity. The record is from RefSeq and is a predicted model, not a curated record. Gene Ontology annotation, biological process: protein O-linked glycosylation. Gene Ontology annotation, cellular component: Golgi membrane.
AUGAAAUACGUGAGGCUCAGCAUUGUACUAACGUGUGUCGUGUCUACCACUGCCCUGUACAUACUCACAUCUGACGGUAGUUUCUUCACAAUAUUCGCACAUGUUGACACACACCUCGCGACCAGCAGGGGAAAUGAGAUCCAUAAUACGCCCCAAGUAAAGACCAACUUGGAAAACAAUCGUACACAAACAUGGAAUCCAGCGUCAAAGAACAUCACGAAAACCCCGUCUUCUUACGGUGAAGAAGUUCUCUCUAAAUUUCCAUUCCUGACUGAACACGUCAUUAACCCACAUAAUUAUAAAUACGUCAUCACUCCUACAUUGACGUGUGAGAACCACCAAGCUAUUGAGUUAAUUAUCUGUGUCCCAAUUCGCUUCGACAACUUUGAAGGUCGAAAAACAAUUCGAGAGACCUGGGGCAGUUACGCUAAAGUCAACUCCCAUAAUUCAAUUCUGAUCUUUUUCAUUGGGCUACCAGAAAUAUCUACAGCUGAAGUGCGUACGUCCCAGAAGUUAGUUCUUAAUGAGUCAGUUGUGUAUGGCGACAUCUUGCAAGAAGAUUAUGUGGACAGUUAUAAUAACUUAAGUCUAAAAUCCGUAUCUAUUCUCAAGUAUGUUUCUACUUACUGUUUAAAGGCAAGUUAUAUUCUUAAAGCUGAUGACGACAUGUAUAUUAAUAUCCCACAUUUAGUUUCUAGUUUGAGACACAUGAAAGAUAUAAAACCAAAUUUAAACCUUUUUCUAAUAGGAUCGAAACAGAUCAAAGCGCAUCCAAUAAGAUCAACUAACUCAAAAUCGUACACCCCCAUCUCGGAGUUUCCUGACGAUACUUAUCCGGAUUACGUAUCAGGUACGGCUUACGUCAUGUCGGCAAAUGCGUCAUGGUUGUUGUAUGAAGCGUCACAGAGAGUGCCGUUAUUCUGGCUUGAAGAUAUUUACAUCACCGGGAUGUGCUCCAAGAAAGCCGGCGUGGAGGUUUUAGACAGCGCUUUGUUUUCUUACGGCAAGCCAACGGUGUCAGGGUGUUCGUUCAGACAUCGUGUCUCCGGGCAUCGGUACAGCACGGUGGAGAUUCGACGAAUACACAGAGAACUCAACGAUCAUAGCAUCGUAUGUUAA